AUGCCCUUAGUUCUUUUCGCAGGCUUCCCCUCGUCGGGGAAAUCGACGUGGGCCCAGCGGCUCGCCGAGCAGCUGCAGAGCAGAAUCAGCACCCUGGCACCGCACGAAGAAGGUGCCAACAUGAAAGUGAUCCUCCACUCGGACGACUCGCUUGGCAUCAGACGCGAGAUGUACCGCGAGUCCGCCACGGAGAAGGCUGCCCGGGCAGCGCAGAUGUCCGCCGUCAAGAGAGACAUCUCGAAAAACAACAUCGUCAUCCUCGACUCCAUGUCGUACAACAAGGGCUUCCGCUACCAGCUCUUCUGCGAGGCCAAGUCCGCAGCCACCUCCAACUGUCUCGUGCAGGUCAUCUGCCCCACCGCCGUGUGCUUCGAGCUCAACGCCGCCCGGGAAGACCGCCAGCACGCGUGGCAGGACGACCUGCUGGCGCAGAUGAUCGCCCGUUUCGAGGAGCCCGACGGCGCCAAGCGCUGGGACUCCCCGCUCAUCUCCGUCGCCCACGACGAGGCCGAGCUCCCCUUCGACCGCAUCUGGGAAGCCGUCGCCCUGAAAAAGGCCCCGAAACCAAACCACGCCACCGUCCUCAAGCCCGCAGUCGCCGCAGACUAUCUCCAGCAGCUCGACCGCCUCACCAACCAGGUCGUCAGCGACCUCGUCGCCUACCAGCAGAUCGACGCCUUCGGCACCCUCCGCAUCAAGAACACAGACGCCUCCGACUGCUUCGUCGAGCUCCCGUCCCUCCACACCUCCACCGCCACCCUCCAGCGCAUCCGACGCAACUUCCUCAACCUCAACAGGGUCCGCCAACUGGAUCCGGACCGCAUCAUCCCGCUCUUCACCGAGUACCUCUCCAACCACCUCAGCAGCGACGGUGCCCCCCACUAG
This is a messenger RNA of Pichia membranifaciens NRRL Y-2026, 885 nucleotides long. RefSeq lists its product as hypothetical. The transcript has a single exon. The coding region runs from base 1 to 885 and encodes 294 amino acids. Lineage: Eukaryota; Fungi; Ascomycota; Pichiomycetes; Pichiales; Pichiaceae. The record is from RefSeq and is a predicted model, not a curated record.